AUGUGGUUAAAUUUGUUUAUCUCAGGUGAAAAGAACAUGAUUCCUGAGAACUUGCCAAUGGGGAUUUUAUUCUUUUCUCAAACAGCUGUGGGGAUCCUUGGCAACUGGUCAAUUCUCCUUCAUUAUGUCACAUCAGUAGUCACUGGAAAAAGUUUGAUGCCCAAAGACCAGAUUGUGAAACAUCUGACUUUAGCCAAUUCCUUGGUUAUUAUCUCAAGGGUAACUCCUCACAUAAUGGUACAGCUGGGGUUGCAGUAUCUCCUGGAUGACCUCUUAUGUAAACUUACUCUCUCCAGUAACAGAGUGUUCCGGGGUGUUUCCUUACACUGCACCUGCCUCUUGAGUUGCUUCCAAGCAAUCACAAUCAGCCUCAGCCACUCCAGGUUGAUGACACUUACACACUCUGUCUCCAAAUACAUGAUUCAGUUCUGCUCUGUAAACUGGCUUUUGCAUCUGCUUCUAAACAUCAAGACAGCUAUAGAUGUGGUUGGACCAAAUACUAUAAAAAAUUUCACCAGGAAAAUCAAGUUAGGGUACUGUUCAGCAUUUGCUUUUGGCAAUAGUGUUACUGGACUACAUUUGUUCUUUGUUUGUUUCAUUGAUGGUCUGUGUUUGAGUCUCAUGGUAUGGGCCAGUGUCUUCAUGGUGAACAUUCUCUAUAGGCACAAAAAUCAGUUACAAUACAUUCACAGUGCCCAGCAUCCCCUCAGAGUCUCCCCUGAAGACAGAGCCACAAAAACCAUUUUGAUCCUUGUGUGCACUUUUGUCCUCUCAUACUCAAUGUCAUUCAUACUUGUUAUCUAUACUGUGGUUUUUGACAAUCCAAGGAUGUGGAUAAUAAAUAUAUUUACAUUCUUAGACACAUGCUUUCCCACAUUUUGUCCCUUCAUCCUUAUCAGUAAUAACCAGUCCACUCCCAAGAAUUCUUUCCCCUGCUGUAGCAGAAGGAUAUUCAUAAUGGGCACUUGUGUGUUAUGA
Molecule: messenger RNA, 978 nt
Organism: Grammomys surdaster
Lineage: Eukaryota; Metazoa; Chordata; Mammalia; Rodentia; Muridae
Product: vomeronasal type-1 receptor 4-like
Exons: 1
Coding region: 1-978 (325 amino acids)
Biological process (GO): G protein-coupled receptor signaling pathway
Cellular component (GO): membrane
Molecular function (GO): pheromone receptor activity
Source: RefSeq, a predicted model, not a curated record